This is a messenger RNA of Linum tenue, 211 nucleotides long. The record is from the annotation of a GenBank genome assembly. Lineage: Eukaryota; Viridiplantae; Streptophyta; Magnoliopsida; Malpighiales; Linaceae.
UUGUUUUUGUUGUUCAGUGGACAAUUCUGUUCAGUUGGUUGUUGUCAACUCUCAAGUAACCUUCACAUCAACAAGGAGGCCCUUUUCUUGAAUACUGGAAAGGAAAAGAUCAUGCUCAGCCUCAACUCUGGUGUCAGAUGUUAAACAAAGAACACUAUGUCUUCACUGUAGAAUUGCUUAGUAGAGUUGACAAGUGAUUAUCUUAUAGGAG